Molecule: messenger RNA, 1269 nt
Organism: Symbiodinium sp. CCMP2456
Lineage: Eukaryota; Dinophyceae; Suessiales; Symbiodiniaceae
Source: the annotation of a GenBank genome assembly
AUGAUGAGGUUUCUCGUGCUCUUGCCCUUCGCUCUUUGCAGUGCCCAGUUCGUCUGCAGGGACCCUGGCUGGUCGGAUGAUUUCUGCUCGCCUCAGGGCACCAACGUCUCCGGUUGCAGCGGCGAAGGCUAUGGCCUGUUGCCCAGAAGCCCGGACUGGAUGCAGAUCCGCCAGCGUCUGAUCCGAGAGAUCUUUGGACAGGAGAUGCUCCCUCGCAAGUCCAGGCCGGACAGUGUCACAACGAAGGCAGUGCGGCAUUUGUUUCCUGACUGUUUGUAUGCUGCGUGGGGGAGCGGAAACAGAAGUGACUGUGAGAAAAUCAUCAAUGUGACCGAAAUUCGGUGGGCUAUUCCUGCCAGGCUGAGAGCGAAUUACUCCAUGACGUUGACUUCGAAGGUUUUCUUGACACUCAACACUUCGGGGUAUGCGCCGAACUACGACAUCUGGGGUGCAGGCCAGCCAGCAGAUCCACAGCUUCCUCGUAAGGGAAAGACUUUGGUGCUCUUCCACAACGGCCACGGGAUGUCGAAGGGCUGCCCGACAUACGGAGACACGGAUGGGAGCGCGGACUGGCUCAACCAGAUGGGGUUUGAUGUGGCUACAGUAAUGAUGCCCUUCAAGGACUGCAACUCCGACCCCCAUGAUCCUCGCAGUCUGCAUGCUUGGUUCCAGCCCUUCGAGGAUGAAGGAAAGCCUUGGGUGAAGUACUUUCUUGAGCCAGUAAUCAACACUAUCAAUUUUGCCACUGAUUCGUUGGCAUAUGAGAGGAUCAUCAUGAUGGGUUUGAGUGGAGGUGGUUGGACCACAACACUGGCGGCAGCCGUGGAUCCCAGGAUAGUGCUCUCGAUUCCGAUUGCUGGCAGCCUUCCAUGUGAUUUCCGGCACACCAGUUGGGACUUCGAGCAGUUCUGUUCCGAUCGGUGGGCGCAGAUAGGAAACUACACGGCCUUGUACGUUCUAGCCGCCCUGGAGAAGGAUCGAGCCAGUGUGCAAAUGCUUCACGAAUCCGACCCCUGCUGCUUCCAUGCCUGUGGUCGUCAUGCGCGGAUCCAGGACUACAACAGAUUUGUCAAUUCGGCCGCACGCGGUGUCUUCGAGACUGUCGUGACGCAGGGGAAUCUGCAUCAGUUCAACCCGCGGGAGAAGGUGAUUGCAGCGACUUUGAUCGGCAAGAUCGCUCGGAAUGAGGAGAUCAAGGCGUGCGACGUGCAGUCGCCAUUCAACGUGCUCCACGACCACGACGAGCGAAUGAAUACACUCCUCACCUGA